Tetranychus urticae (two-spotted spider mite) is the source of this 3472-nucleotide messenger RNA. RefSeq names its product Y+L amino acid transporter 2. Gene Ontology annotation, biological process: amino acid transmembrane transport. NCBI's taxonomy places the organism in Eukaryota, Metazoa, Arthropoda, Arachnida, Trombidiformes, Tetranychidae. Gene Ontology annotation, molecular function: L-amino acid transmembrane transporter activity. The record is from RefSeq and is a predicted model, not a curated record. Gene Ontology annotation, cellular component: membrane.
AGUAAGGUUUAGUUUAAUGGAAAAAAUUGCAUUUUUUUCAUUUUGAUUAUUUCACAAUGUAAAGAUUAACUUGUAAAUAAGACUUAAUCUGACCAUAAUUUAAGAUGCAAUCCAAUGUAAUUAAUCUAAAUGUUACCGAAAAGGGAAAAUUAUCUCUCAAUUCCCCUCAACCAAGAAGUUAGCUGAAAUACCAACCAAAUUGUCGAUGGUAAAGCAAAAAGUGACAUAUAAAACCAGACUUGAAAAGUGUAGGAAGUCCCAUGUUGAUUGUGGUUAAAUUGUGACCGAUAAUUUUAUAGCUUCGCUGCUGGUUAUAGUGAUGAUGAAAAAAAAGGUCUGACUGAAAUGAAUUUUAAAAACCAGAAUCUUAACUCAGCAUCGAUGACUAUUGGAAAAGUAUUGGGAAACGAUUAUAAAUGUUUGUGAAGAAAAGGAAAGGAGAAAUGACUUCUAUUGUUGAUUCUAAUUAAGAGAGUUGUGAUUGUUAUUCCGAUUGCUUUUUUUAAUGGUUAUAUUGAUUAUAAAUGUUACAUCGGGAGAGCCUCAAACUUACACACCUUUCUUACUGAUCAUCAUCAUCUGUGAUACUCGAAUAUAUGUGUAUUAUCAUCAUCAUCAUUAUCAAAAAUAACAAGCAAAAAAGCUAAAGCAUGAAAAGCUAAAUGAGUCUGUCUGAAGUUUCCUCUUGAAACUUACCUUACCCAAGGAAGCCAAUAGCUCUGAGUCUGCCUAAAUUUUGACUAUCUAUCUGUCUUCCUAAUCAUCCUGAUCAUCCUAAACCUCUUUCUUUUUCUCUUUCUGCCUAUCUCAUUUAGAUUUCACUGAAUUUCACUUCGCACUUUUAAACCUUUGCCUUUUACCAUUUGCUUCAUUGUUGAUCAUCUUCUUCAUCUUCAUUUUUUUUACAUCACCUUCCCUCCUUCCACUCUCUCCUUUCAUCUUUUUAUCUCCCUUUCUCUCUCUAUCUCUCUCUCUCACCCACUCAUAAACACACAGACCUUCUCACCCAGACACACUCUCUCUUUCCAUGUUGAUUAAUUCGUCAUCAAACCACCAGCAUCUUCAUUCACCAAUGUGAAUGGUGAAUGUUAACGCAAAUACGGUUCAACUGUAAAAAAAGUGUAACAUUUCGUAAUUAAAUUAAAAUAACUCACCAUGUCCGAAACAAAGGAAUACAGUCCAAUUCCAACAGCAGAAAAUGUUGAGGAGGGAAUUAAAAGCUCACCCAGCAGUGUUAAUGAACCAUUGAAUGGUGUUAAAGGUUCGAGCAAAAUGUCUGAUGAUAUUGUUUGCCUUAAGCCUAAAAUGUCCCUUUUGAAUGGAUGUACUGUUAUUGUUGGAAGUAUAAUUGGAUCAGGAAUAUUUGUAUCACCAAAAGGAGUCCUCAAAUCAACUGGAUCAGUGGGGUUAUCGCUGGUGGUUUGGGUCGCAUGUGGUAUUUAUUCAUUAAUUGGUGCCUAUUGUUUUGCUGAAUUGGGUUGCAUGAUUACCAAAAGUGGUGCUGAUUAUGCUUAUAUAAUGGAAUCAUUUGGUUCCUUCAUGGGCUUCCUUCGUUUAUGGGUAGAGUGUAUAAUUGUGAGACCAUGUUCACAAGCAAUUGUUGCCAGAACCUUUGCCAUCUAUAUUUUGAAGCCAUUAUUUCCUGAUUGUGAUCCACCGGAGGCAGCAACUGGUUACCUUGCUGUUGUAUGCAUCGGGCUACUUACAUUUGUUAACUGCUGGGACGUCAAAUGGUCAACACGAGUCCAAGAUUUUUUCACCUAUGGCAAACUAUUGGCUUUAGCAUUUAUCAUAGGAACUGGAAUCUACCAAAUAUCUCUUGGUCACACUGAACAUUACAAUUUUGAUAACUCGGAGACCAAAAUUACGAAGAUAGCAGCUUCUUUUUAUUCUGGUUUAUUUGCAUACAAUGGAUGGAAUUAUCUUAAUUUUGUCAUUGAGGAGCUUAAGGAACCCCAUAAGAAUCUACCAAAAGCAAUUUACAUCUCAUGUAUUUUGGUUACUGUUGUUUACACCAUGACAAUUGUUGCAUUUCACUCGACGCUUUCCGUUCCUGAGCUGUUGGCCUCUAAUGCUGUUGCUGUGACUUACGCUGAAAAAGUAUCCAGUCUUUUAGCCUACACUAUGCCAGUUUUUGUUGCAAUGUCAACCUUUGGUGGAGUCAAUGGAAUCCUCUUUACAUCUUCAAGAUUAUUUUAUUCAGGCGCUGAAUAUAAUCAAAUGCCUCAAUUAUUAUCAAUGAUACAAGUUAAACAUCAUACACCGGUUCCUGCUGUGAUAGCAAUGUGUUUACUUUCAUUGGUUUACCUCUUAUUUAAAGAUAUUUAUGCUCUAAUGGAUUAUGUUGGCUUCUCUACUUGGCUUGCUAUCGGGUUAGCUGUAGUCUGCGUACCUUAUUUAAGAUGGAAGCGUCCUGAUCUUGCUCGACCCAUCAAAGUACCAUUAUUUUAUCCAAUACUUUACAUUGCUGCCACCGUAUUUAUCAUUGUUGUACCUAUCAUUGAAGACCCAGUAUCAACAGGUUUUGGUCUGAUUAUGAUAUUAUCAGGUGUACCUGUUUACCUGUUAUUCAUUGCAUGGAAAAAUAAACCAUUAUUUUUCCAAAGAUUCAUCUACCAAAUAACAAUAACAUUGCAAAAAUUGUUUGUUGUAGUUCCAUCGGAAAAAGCUCAAGAUAUGUGAUUUUAAAUUUAUUGGCCAGUUUUUUGUCUUCAAAUUUACAGAAAUUAUGUACAUGUCACCCACUCUAUUCUUUACUGCCAAAUCAUACUUCACCAACAAAUUGAAUGAAUGAAUGAAUGAUUGAUUGAUUGAUUGACAUGUUUUAUUAAUUUAAUUAUUAUUAUUAUUACCAUUGUUCAUGUGAUGAAGUGAUUUACAUGAGUUACUAAUUAAAUUCUGUAAGAGUUUAACAUAGCUGAUUGUGUUUUUCAGAUGUGAAUUAAAAAAAACAAAACCACGUUUUGCGUCAUUGACAUCGAUGUUGCUCUUUCGUUGUUUUCCAAACUGAUUUUAAUUAGACCAACAGCAAUUAGUGAAUGAGAGUGAACAUUAAUAUAAGCAAGAUUUCUCAAAUUCAAACCUGUGAUGUGUGAUCAAACGGUUUGACCAAUAAUGAUAAUAAUAACAAUAAUAAUGACCAAUAAUUUUUCUAGGACUAAAAAUGAUGAGCAGAGAAUAUGAAACAAAAAUGAAUAAUCCAUGUAGAUAGAGCGAUUGUAAAUUAAUUAGUCCCUUUGAUUGGAUGAAAAUGAAAAUUGAAACUAAAAUGAAAUGAGAAGAAUCAAUCUUGAUGCUUAAUAUAAUGUAUUUGUAAUGAUUAUAAGGUCCAUGAACCUUUUAGUCACAUGUUUCUAUACAAACAAUAAACAAAAUAUAUCUUACAAUAAUGGAGGGAAAGUAGAGUUAACUUUUUAUCCUAAUUUUUAUGCGAUGUCACUAAUCCAUUAAAUUGUAAUUUGUAAUAAAUUAA